This is a messenger RNA of Sinocyclocheilus grahami, 1101 nucleotides long. RefSeq lists its product as uncharacterized. Bases 1 to 1101 code for a protein of 366 amino acids. Lineage: Eukaryota; Metazoa; Chordata; Actinopteri; Cypriniformes; Cyprinidae. The transcript has 2 exons. The record is from RefSeq and is a predicted model, not a curated record.
AUGGAGUUGAGAAUCAAUUCUCUGCUGGUUUUGAUUGUCCUCUGGGAUCCUCUGUGUGUCACUGGUUUCAAAUCUAAAACUGCAGCACAUGAGAGAAACUCUGAACAGUCGCGGGAGACUCUGAUGGGUCAGACAAAGCAUCUGCAGGUCAGGCCUGAAAACUCAGUUCACAUUCAUCCAGGACAAACGCUGACGCUUCAGUGCGGAGAUGAGGGAGAUGAAGUGCUGGCGCAGUGGUGGCAGACGCCUUUCGGCCUGUUUGACGGCUGUAACCACCAAAACAGCAAAACAGACCCAGUGGAAACAUGCAAUGGCACUUUGAGGAUUUCAAGAGCCACAUCCAGCCAUGAUGGACUCUAUUUCUGUGUCCGUCUGGACGAGAUGAGCAGAACAAUUGUGCCUUAUAGAAUUAACAUAGCAGCCAUCAAGAAAGGGCAGAGGAAGACCAGGGAGGCAGAGGUUCACGCCGACACAGUGUCAGAAAGCCAUUUCGUGGCGGCUGUGACAUCUUCAGUGAUCAUGAGCUUUUUAGUGGCCUUCACACUCGGUGCGUUCAGUAGGUCCUAUGUCAUAAAGUGUCUACGAACGAUAUGGGCCAGUGUGCCUUAUAGAAAAGACCAUCACAUCAAUGGACAGAAGAACUUACAAACCUCCAGUGCACUAAAUGAGACAGUGUCCUUCCAUAAAAACCAAAACAAUGGUGAAGACACUGUGGACAUUGGUUUGGUUGAUCAGGAACGCAUGGAUGUUGAUAAUGCAGGAAAUGAGCCUCAGCGAUGUGAAGCAGAAGAACAAACCCAAGAGUCGAGAUCAGCGGUUAGUCCACAUCCAAAGAAGAAGAUCCGCGUCAUUAAAAUCUACAACUAUGAUGAAGAAGGGAAUCCAUACAGCCACAUCAAAGACUCUGGGAUGGAGGCUGAAGACCAGGUCAGGCCCAAACUGAGGACCAGGUCACUGACGCGACUCAGUGCCAUCAUGAAACAAGCAGAAGCUCUAGACUUCAACCCAGCCGUAGAGUCGACCGAGGGCCAGACCAUUCCACCAGACCCUACAGCUACAGAAGGAGACACUAGAGACUCACAAACAGGCCGAGAGACAUGA